Phanerochaete carnosa HHB-10118-sp is the source of this 745-nucleotide messenger RNA. RefSeq lists its product as uncharacterized. The record is from RefSeq and is a predicted model, not a curated record. The transcript has a single exon. The coding region runs from base 51 to 734 and encodes 227 amino acids. NCBI's taxonomy places the organism in Eukaryota, Fungi, Basidiomycota, Agaricomycetes, Polyporales, Phanerochaetaceae.
ACUUGCUCCGAUUGUUCAGCCAUAUAUCCCUACUGCAGUUGGUAGAUGUCAUGCGGCACCGUGCGGACUACUAUCCGACUCCAGCCAUUGGCGCAGCGAAGCUCCCAGAGAUACAUGCCUUCGAAGUCGACACCGCAACCUCGCUCGCGUUCGUCCAAUUCCUCAGAAUCGUGACCGCGUCCGCAGACCCGGCCUCGAUCACGCACGUCGUCGUCAACGACCUCAUCGGUAGCGUGACGACCACAGACAUGGCCCCGUUACUGCAAAAUCUGCAGAACGUCCGAACGUUAACCCUCGAGGGCCUACACUCUGCGAACAUCCUCGAUCGCGACGUGGUUGGACUCUUCCCCAACCUGCGCACACUGACCAUCUCAGGGUAUGUCCUGAUCGAAUCGACCAUCUCGACAUGGAACAGCCUCCGGACCGUCGCAGCGUGCCCUAUCCCGAGCGUCGAAGAGCUUGUUCUGCAGUUCACGCUCAAGGCCGGGUUCGCCGAUCCCCCGAUGCCCGUGCUCAACGGCGACCUCCGGUAUCCACUGCGCGUGCUCGACUGGGCACUGCUCGACGCCGUGCUGAGUGCAUACAACAACGUUACGCUCGAGUUUCAACUCCACAGGACGUCGCUAGCACUGUCGAAGGAGCAGUUUCCGCAAAUUGUGUCUCUCGUGGAAAGUGUAGCGAGGAAUCAGUUGUCUGCACGUGCGCGGCAGAGCGUACGCCUGCGUGUUUGCUAGUGAGUGUUCAA